AUGAAAGUCGUUUUGGUUACAGGCGCCUCUUCGGGAAUCGGGAAAGCUGCCGCGAUUUACUUUGCCGCAAAGGGUUAUGCAAUCUCAAUCACGGCCAGAUCCGGUGAUGGCUUGGCGGCUACAAAAAGGGAUUGUAUUGCUGCUGGAAUUAAAGAGAACUGUGUUGUGGUGACGCCCGGAGAUCUGACUCUAGAAUCGACAGCUGAAAAUGUCGUGAGAGACACAAUCGAUAAGCUUGGCUCGAUUGAUGUUCUGAUCAACAACGCCGGUUUCGCGCACGCCGGUCCACUCGCAACGUCAACCGUCGAAGAUUUUGACAAACAGAUGAACCUCAACCUGCGGAGUUUACAUCAACUCACUCGACUCGUCAUCCCACAUCUCAUCAAGUCAAAGGGAUCGAUUGUCAAUGUGAGCAGUGUCGGCUCGUUGAUGCCGGUUCCUUAUGCGGGUUUUUACUGUAUGUCGAAAGCGGCUCUGGACAUGUAUACAAAGUGUUUGGCACAAGAGUUGGCCCCGCACGGGGUCCGAUGCAACAGUAUCAACCCUGGUCUUGUAAAAACGGAAUUUGCGGUGGCAUCUGGCAUGUGCACACCCGAAACCGUGGACGCUGCCUAUGAACAACGAGCACAGUUGAGUGCAAUGGGACGGAGUGCCAAGCCGGAAGAGAUUGCCAAGUCGAUCUACUUUUUGGCCAGCUCGGCCAGCUCGUUCACAACGGGCACAAUCAUGUUGGUGGACGGGGGACGAAUGCUUGGACCUGCACAAAAAACGAAU
Messenger RNA from Mesorhabditis belari, 774 nucleotides. Lineage: Eukaryota; Metazoa; Nematoda; Chromadorea; Rhabditida; Rhabditidae. The record is from the annotation of a GenBank genome assembly.